GGCAGGGGGGAUUGAUAUGUUUUGUAUUCCAUAAAGGCAUCUAGAAUGAGACAGGAAAAGUCAGCAGUAUGCUACUGAUGUUAUUCUGCUGCAGUAAUGUGGUCUCUAAGGGAACCUGUGCUUGAUGCAUAUACUACACACAGCUAGGCUUUUUUGUAACCCAACCGCCUGUCUGGUGCUGCUGCUGCUAGUGCUUUUAAAUGGAGGCUAUUGCUGAUCCAGCAGGCAGAGUGCUGCACACAUGCACUUCUGCCCCAGUCAUGUCAACUUAUUAGUUUCUUGUUUUCAACUUUGGGCCUGUUGUGUUCCUGUCUAAAAAGAUUAUGACUUUUGUCUAUUGUGGCAAAAUAAUUAGCAUACAGAUGAGGAGCAAUUCCCAUUUCUCUAACUUGGAAAUGCACGGAGAGAAGAUGUGUACUAGAAAAGUUGACUGGAUGAAUGGCAAACAAAUGGUGGGAAUUUGGAAGCAUUAGAAGAUUCCCCCCCCCUUGUUUUAGUCACAAAGCAGGUUGUCAAUUUUCUGAGUGAAUCUCUUAAGAUGGAAAGCAGAGUGGCUUGUGCUGAAAUGAUUGCUUGACAGUCUGGCCUACUCAAAUGUGUGGAAUUGGACUGCAUGCUUAGAAAUUCAUUGGGACUACUUUGUUUUGCAAUUCUUCAGCUGAAUGAUAGUCCAUUCAGGAGUCGCUGAUAGUUGGAGCCAAAGAAACCAGGGCAGCUGAAGUGGUCUCAGAUGAGACUGCAUUCAAAGGCAGGGUGAGGCUGAGGAAAGCAAUUUUAGAAAAUGAAUUUGGAAGAAAAUUGGUGAAUCCGGCCCAGUGGAUUUGAUUUACUUGGAGCACAGAGUCUGGACCAAAGAACAAUUAUCUCGCUAAACAGUUUCAGAUGGAGGUGGAUGCAGACGAGAAGCGCCAUCGCACACGGUCCAAAGGUGUUCGAGUUCCCGUGGAACCAGCCAUACAAGAGCUGUUCAGCUGCCCUACUCCUGGCUGUGAUGGCAGUGGUCAUGUUAGUGGCAAAUAUGCAAGACACAGAAGUGUUUACGGUUGUCCUUUGGCAAAAAAAAGAAAGACGCAAGAGAAACAACCCCAAGAACCUGCUCCUAAAAGAAAACCCUUUGUGGUUAAAACAGACAACUCUUCCGUAGAUGAGUGCUAUGAAACAGAUGGGACUGAGGAAAUGGAUGAUAAGGAAGAGGAGGAGGAGGAGGAGGAGGAAGAAGAAGAGUAUUCUGAAGAUAAUGAGCAGGGUGAUGACGAGGAUGAGGAUGAGGAUGAAGAAGUAGAUAGGGAAGAGGAAGAAGAAGUUGAAGAGGAGGAGGAGGAAGAAGAGGAAGAUGAGGAAGCAGAUGAAGUGGAGGAUGAGGAAGAUGAAGAGGAAGAAGAGGAGGAGGAGGAGGAAGAAGAAAGUGAAAGAAAUCUCCGCUGGAGGAGCUCCAGGAACAGAUGUUCCAAGGCACCAUUUAGCCUAUAUCAUAUGAAGACAUUCAAGAUGGCUUGUGCUCCAGAAGACCAUCAAAUGAAUUGUCACAAUACUCGAAUGCAAGAUGCAGAAAAAGACGAUAACAAUAAUGAUGAGUAUGAUAAUUACGAUGAACUGGUGGCCAAGUCAUUGUUAAAUCUUGGCAAAAUUGCAGAGGAUGCAGCAUACAGAGCCAGGACAGAAUCAGAAAUGAAUAGCAAUACAUCUAAUAGCCUGGAAGAUGAUAGCGACAAAAAUGAAAAUGUUGGUCGUAAGAGUGAGCUGAGUUUAGAUUUAGACAGUGACGUUGUUAGGGAAACUGUGGACUCGCUGAAAUUGUUAGCACAAGGACAUGGUGUAGUGCUUUCAGAAAAUGUUAAUGAUAGAAAUUAUGCAGACAAUAUGUCACAGCAAGAAAAUAGGAAUAUGAACUAUGGAAUGCUAGGAAAGCCUACAAACAAUGGUCUUACAGAAAAAAUGGUGGAAGAGAGUGACGAAGAGGUGUGUCUCAGCAGCUUGGAAUGCUUGAGGAACCAAUGCUUUGAUUUGGCCAGGAAGCUCAGUGAGACAAACCCACAGGAAAGAAAUCAGCAACAAAACAUGAAUUCUCGCCAACAUGCUCGGCAAGAAGAAGAUUUCCAAGGAAGGACACCUGAUCGGAAUUAUUCUGAUAUGAUGAACUUAAUGAGACUUGAAGAACAGUUGAGCCCCAGAUCUAGAACUUUUUCUAGCUGUGCAAAAGAGGAUGGCUGUCAUGAAAGAGAUGAUGACACCACCUCUAUUACUUCAGAUAGGUCUGAAGAGGUGUUUGAUAUGACAAAAGGAAACUUAACGCUACUUGAGAAAGCUAUUGCUUUAGAAACAGAGAGAGCAAAAGCCAUGAGAGAAAAAAUGGCAAUGGAAGCUGGAAGGAGGGAUAAUAUGAGAUCCUAUGAAGAACAGUCUCCAAGACAACUUUCUGGAGAUGACAGGAAAUCUAAAUCCAGUGACGGCCAUGUCAAAAAGCCAUAUUAUGGUAAAGAUCCCUCAAGAACAGAAAAGAAAGAGAGCAAAUGUCCUACCCCUGGGUGUGAUGGAACUGGCCAUGUAACGGGGCUUUACCCCCAUCACCGCAGUUUGUCAGGAUGCCCACACAAAGAUAGGGUCCCUCCAGAAAUUCUUGCCAUGCAUGAAAACGUUCUUAAGUGUCCUACACCAGGCUGCACAGGCCGGGGCCACGUAAAUAGCAACAGGAAUUCUCACAGAAGCCUCUCGGGAUGUCCUAUUGCUGCAGCAGAGAAACUGGCUAAAGCUCAAGAGAAGCAUCAGAGCUGUGAUGCAUCAAAAUCAAACCAGGCAUCUGAUCGUGUCUUGAGGCCCAUGUGUUUUGUUAAGCAGUUGGAGAUCCCUCAGUAUGGCUACAGAAACAAUGUCCCCACCACAACACCCCGUUCCAACUUGGCCAAGGAACUAGAGAAAUACUCUAAGACUACGUUUGAAUAUAACAGUUAUGACAACCAUGCAUAUGGCAAGAGAGCCAUAGCUCCCAAGGUGCAAUCCAGGGAUAUUUCCCCAAAAGGAUAUGAUGCUAAACGUUACUGUAAGAAUUCAAGCCCGACCAGCAGCACAACAAGCAGUUAUGCCCCUAGCAGCAGCAGCAAUAUGAGCUGUGGAGGAGGCAGCAGCGCCAGCAGUACCUGCAGCAAGAGCAGCUUUGACUAUACCCAUGACAUGGAAGCAGCGCACAUGGCUGCUACUGCUAUUCUGAAUCUUUCCACUCGCUGCAGGGAAAUGCCUCAGAAUCUCUCCACUAAACCUCAGGAUCUCUGUGCCAGGAAUCCUGAUAUGGAAGUUGAUGAAAAUGGAACACUAGACCUGAGCUUGAACAAGCAGAGGCAGCGAGAUGGUUGCUGUACCAUUUUGACGCCACUGGAGCCAAUGUCACCACAACAACAGGCUGUGAUGAAUAACAGGUGUUACCAGCUGAGUGAAAGUGACUGCUGGGACUUGCCAGUAGACUACACAAAAAUGAAGCCUAAUAGGAUGGAUGAAGAUGAUUCAAAAGAAAUCAAUCCAGAAGACCUAGACCCUUUCCAAGAUGCAUUAGAAGAACGAAGGUAUCCUGGGGAAGUCACCAUACCAAGCCCUAAGCCCAAAUAUCCUCAGUGCAAAGAGAAUAAAAAGGAUUUAAUAACAUGUCCAACACCAGGGUGUGAUGGGAGUGGUCAUGUGACUGGUAAUUACGCCUCACAUAGAAGUCUGUCUGGCUGCCCAUUGGCUGACAAAAGUAUUCGAAGUAUGCUGGCCACAAGUUCACAGGAACUCAAGUGUCCCACACCUGGUUGUGAUGGCUCUGGGCACAUUACUGGAAAUUAUGCUUCACAUCGAAGUCUUUCUGGUUGUCCACGAGCAAAAAAAAGUGGAAUCAGGAUAGUACAAAGCAAAGAAGACAAGGAAGAUCAAGAACCGAUCAGAUGUCCAGUUCCUGGUUGUGAUGGUCAGGGUCAUAUAACCGGGAAGUAUGCAUCUCACCGUAGUGCAUCAGGGUGCCCCCUAGCUACAAAAAGGCAAAAGGAUGGGUACAUGAAUGGCUCCCAGUUUUCUUGGAAGUCAGUGAAGACGGAAGGUAUGUCAUGUCCGACUCCAGGAUGUGAUGGCUCAGGACAUGUCAGUGGUAGUUUUCUUACACACCGGAGUCUAUCAGGAUGCCCCAGAGCUACAUCAGCAAUGAAGAGAGCAAAGCUGUCUGGAGAACAAAUGCUCACAAUAAAGCAGCGGGCUAGCAAUGGUAUAGAAAAUGAUGAAGAAAUUAAACAGUUAGAUGAAGAAAUAAAGGAACUAAAUGAAUCCAACUCCCAGAUGGAAGCAGAUAUGAUUAAACUCCGAACUCAGAUUACCACAAUGGAGAGCAACCUGAAGACGAUAGAAGAGGAAAACAAAGUAAUUGAACAACAAAAUGAGUCUCUUCUUCAUGAAUUGGCCAAUUUAAGCCAGUCUUUAAUUCAUAGUCUAGCUAAUAUCCAGCUACCGCAUAUGGAACCAAUCAAUGAACAAAAUUUUGAUGCUUACGUGACCACUUUGACGGACAUGUAUACAAAUCAAGAUCGUUAUCAGAGUCCAGAAAAUAAAGCCCUACUGGAAAAUAUAAAGCAGGCUGUGAGAGGAAUUCAGGUGUGAACAGCUGCUGUAGUGGUGAAAAUCUUACCUUAAAAAAAAAAAGGAUGCCUCUUGUUUUUUGCUGCUGUAAUUUACCAGAAAGUGUUAUAUAUUUCUUUCUGUUGGAAACAGUGUUAUGCUUACAAGACUUCAUAAUGAUUUUAUGUCUUGCUUUAAAGAUAGUAACUGCAGAAUAGUUUUUUGAAUACAUUCACAUUUUGUACGUUUUCAUAUAAGCUGACAUAGUGUGAUAUGCCAUGUAAUGUUUAUAGCUGCUAAUGUAUGCACAUUUUUGGGGUAAAUAUAUUUCUGAAGAGGUAAGCUGAUCAAAAUAAAUAGAGUGUAAAUUCUUUUUAAUGCUUUAGUGAUUAAAUGUUUUAGUAUUUUGAACUGAAAUGGUUAAAAAAACCCGCUUUGAAUGACAAUGUUGCAGUUUGCGGCCACUUUUUAGACACUCUCAUUUUGCCUCAUGCUGGAGGAUUUUAUGGGAUUUGAGAAAUACAUUUUGUGUGCAUAUGGUUUCAUAGCAAGAAUUGGUUGCAAAAAUGCUUUAUUUUUUAACAAUGCUUGAAAAUAUUGUGUAAUUUUUGUUUUCAGAGAAUGGUGUGUGGUGGGGGCAAUAAAAAGAGGUUUUUUUGGAAUUCCAAGCAAAUGGCAUGAAUUAGAUGUGAGAUGUAAAAGGAGUAAUUUAUUGUAAGACAACAUCAAGCCAUGGAAACUUGACAGAAGAUUCAAAGCAGCUUAAACAGCACUUUUUAAUUCACUUGUAAGCAUUACAUGGUAUGAAUAUGGGAACUUCCAUAAUGACAGGAGCUCUAUCAGAGGUGGACAACGUGAAGAUUUCACCUUUUCUUUUCAAAUAUACUUUGGAGUCAACAUCCUCUUAUCUCUCCAGGACUCUUAAAAGUGUCCCUCUGAGUUAUCUGUUACAGCAAUGUAUUUCAUCUUUUCAGAAGUUCAGUCUUUCCUUCUUAGGAUGAAAGGCAAUAGUUUAAAACAAAUGUUGCCUUUAAAAAAAAAGUUUUUAAUUUGGAAAUGAAUUCAAAACAUUUUGUCUUUACAGCAGUUAAUACUGACCUGGAUUCAUUGCUACUUUGAGUAGGAAAUUGAAUGCAGUUCAGUUAAUUUAAUUGAUCUUUUAAUGUUCCCUUUUUUACUAGGUUCUGCUUUUUUGUUGGUGUACAAUCGUUAUUACUCUGGCAUUUCCAUAUGCUAUCUAUUUGUUCUACUGUUAUCUAUUGCAAAAAAUGAAUGCAAUCAAAAAUUUAUGUAACUAAAUAUACUUUAGCACUUUUUUGCUUUAAAUUGCAUCAUUUCAAGCGAAAAACAUAUUGUACUUUUCAGAUUUGAUUGUUAUUUCUUCAAAAUAACUGCACUAUAUGUAUGCAUAAGACCACUUUUUCUUGCAACGUUUUUGUUCUCCAUUGAAAGUAGUAAUUCAGAUGGUGUGUUGUGUUUGUCAGAUGUUGAAUUAUUUUCAAUUUGAUAGCAUAUCUUUUCCUUCCAUGUCUUGAUGUUAUGCAGAAAGUACAAAAGUACUUAAAAAAAUUUUGUUAUGAAAAAAAUGGGUUUUGUAAAAAAAAUAAUAAUAAUAAAAUAAAAUAUUUUUAGCAGAACAGGACUUACAGGGUCAUUGUCCCCACAAUGUGCCAGUUGACUAUUUGCACUUACCUUGCCCUAUAUAUCCAUACGGAGGUGUGCAAUUUCUUGUGUCAUUAGCUUUGUGACACUAAAUUUGAACAAAUUAGAGUGGAAGCCAUUAUGGCUAAUCCAAUAAUAUUGCUAAGGGGAGACUACAGGGAUCUCACAACAAAUAUUCUGAUACAAUACUCAACCUCGGUAUAUAUAUAUGUAUAAAUAUAUGUAUAUCCCAGCGGCACUUUAUACUAUUCACUGUACAAAAAGCUUACAGUUUUCCACGAGGACUUUAAUAACUAGCUGGGAGAAAAUUAUGUAAUUACUUUGGGGCUCUGCAGUAUCUUCUCUGUAUGGUGCCCUCCUUUCUGUUGUGCUAUUAGUUGUAGCUGCCAUGCUCAGAAUUGCCUUUUUGAGAGCUGAAGCAAGGUGCUUGUUGUUCACCUUCUGCCAUAUAUAUUGUACUUUUUGCCCUAGCCUCCUUUUAGGGCUCUCAUUGUUCAUAAUGACAUAUGCAUUUUUCCACUGCAUUGUGUCUGCAGCUUCUUUGCCAAUAUAGUAACGCUUUCUGUAGAGUAAUAGAUAGUAUCAGUUUUGGAUUCUUAUUGUUAUCACCUAUGUACAAUGGAAAAGGGAUUUUAAGCACAAAUCCGCACUGCUCAUCUAAUGUUGGUACAUAAUAUCAAAUCAAAAGUUAUCUGUGACUAUUAUAUAGGGAUCACAAAAGUGUCACAUAUUAGAAUGCUGACCUUUCAUCUAAAAUUAUUGUGAGUCAGAGUUUAUUUAUUCUAACUUAUUGUUCAUAUUCAUUUCUAAGUUUAAUUUAAGUGAUCAUUUAUUAAGACAGAAUUUUGUAUAAACUACUUAUUGUGCUCUCUGUGGAACUGAGGUUUGAUUUAUUUUUGUACUACACGGCAUGGGUUUGUUGACAUUUUAAUUUUGCUAUAAAUGUGUGAAAUCACAAGUUGCUGUGAUAACUUCAUUUUUAAAUUGUGAAAUUUGUACAAAUUUUGUCAUGCUGGAUGUGAACACAUCUUACUCUAAAUAAAUAAAUAAAUAAAACUGUGUUGCCA
Messenger RNA from Hemicordylus capensis (graceful crag lizard), 7301 nucleotides. RefSeq names its product myelin transcription factor 1 like (gene MYT1L). The transcript is spliced from 25 exons. The coding region runs from base 883 to 4614 and encodes 1243 amino acids. Gene Ontology annotation, cellular component: nucleus. Gene Ontology annotation, molecular function: zinc ion binding; DNA-binding transcription factor activity, RNA polymerase II-specific; RNA polymerase II cis-regulatory region sequence-specific DNA binding. The record is from RefSeq and is a predicted model, not a curated record. Gene Ontology annotation, biological process: regulation of transcription by RNA polymerase II. NCBI's taxonomy places the organism in Eukaryota, Metazoa, Chordata, Lepidosauria, Squamata, Cordylidae.